UGGCGGUGAAUUGAGCCAAAGUCGCGGUGCUGUGCCAUCAGAAAAUGUAUUUUUCAUAGUCGCGCAACGUCUUUUAUUAUACUCUUUAUGUAUGCGACAGUGUAAUACGGAUUCGGGUCGCGUUAGACGAUACACUGUGCAUGUAAAUAUGAGUGUAACGAAGCACAACGUUAUUUCGAAGGUGACACCCCGCAACUCGGUGUGGUGCUCGACCACGUAUGGCAGAGACUAGAAUCCGAGAUAAGGAAGCUCUGCUUCGCCUAAGUAAUAUACGUAUCGCAAAUCAAAAUUACCACCAAAAAGUAGCGAUGUGGUGGUUACCCAUCCCGAACUGUGAAAACAUAUAUGCAAAAUUCAAACAUUUUAUCAACCGUUGUAACUUGUGAUCGUAUAUGUGUGCCAAACAAAAAUACAUAAAAGGGCAUUGAAAAAAUCCAAUGGUUUCCUGACAUAAUGGAAAGUAAAUUAUAUGUGAAAAAUGAGCCGGGACUGGACGGGCAAUCACUUACAAAUCAACAACCAAACCCAUCUUCAGAGGAUACUAGUGGAGCUAGGGUUUGUUUUGUUUGUGGUACAAUAAGUCACGGAGAACAGUAUUGGCUUAGAGUAAAGCCAAGUCCAGGCGGUGCACCAAAUGAACCUUACUUUCCAUUUCUUGAAUCCCAUGAACCACCUGCUGGCUAUCGUGGGGAAGGAGCUAGAAGUGGAACAGUUAAGGCAUGCAGUCUUUGUUAUGCCUUGCUGUUGCAACAAUGGGAGAGUUAUGAACAAGAUGCUAGACCUCAUAGUCAACGAAUUUAUUGGUUGAAACGAUGCGAUGGAGGGCCUUUUACGGGAGCUGAGAUGGCUCUUCAGGGAGAAUAUGCGGCUCAAGUUCUGGGAUUGACCAAUGACCAAACCCCGCAGCUCAGACCUGAAAAUCGACCGAUUGGAAUUUCUCCGCGACUUCCGCUAAAUUCACCAUCGCCUAGAGUGGAACAGACAAGACCACCAUCGAAUUCCAUUGAGCUGCCAAGGCCACAUUCUAACACGGCUGAAACGCACAGACAUCUGGAACAAGCAAGGCUUACAAUGGAAUCUCCCCAUCAAAGACUGCAAUCGCCGCAUCAAAGGUUACAAAGUCCUCGACAGCCUGUGGAAGAUUCAAGAAUAUCAAACGAGGCGGCAUUAGAUUUGAGACAUGCACCGAGGAGUUCACCUGCGCCACAACCAACUUUGCCACCACAACCUCAACCCAUUUAUAGCGGUGGAUCAACGUCGAGUACCGGCACAGAUAUUUUAGAUCUUUCGAUGCCAGACAAAAAUUCAGUUACGGAAGUUUGUUAUGUGUGCGGAGACGAAUUCAAAAGAGGGUCACUUAGUCAUAUUGCAGCAAAACCACUGCCAAUCCCACCACAUCCUUCUGCUAGUCCCCCGCCAUUUUUUCCUUCGCUAAUGCUUCAUCCAAGACCAAGCAGAAGUCGACCAAUGGAUAGCGCCGGUCGUGUCCAAGCUUGUUCAGCAUGUCAAAAUCACCUUCUGCUACAAUGGAAGGCAUAUACCCGGCAAGGAGUCCCGCAUGGUGAUCGAAAUUACACGCUUCGUAAACGACAAGCACCUGCUAUGGAUACAACUACUUUUAUUUGUUAUACUUGUGCGCUUGAGUACCCUUCGUCCAGUAUUAGACUUCUUUAUUGCUGUCCUAAUCCCGAGAAGGAGGCGUACUACCCUUUUAUUUAUUCUCUGAGACCUCCACCAGGAGCUAGUCCUAUUAGUCCUCAGGGAAUGGUGCAAGUUUGCUCCAUUUGUUACAAAGCUAUACCACAAAAACAGCAAGUAUUUGGUGGAGAAAAUCACGAAGCUCAACCGUCUGGGCAGAACGUAGAUUUUCGUCAACAAGGUCCCUCUCCAAGACCCGCAGUGGCAAAAUCUCCAGCUAAUUCUGCUGGUAGUGAUAUUCGUUUCAAACCAUACGAUUUGAACAAAUCUAGCGUUGCUACGAAUAAGCAACGCAGCGCAACCAUAAAAGGAUCCACUCCAGGACAACGAAACUCUCCUAACAACGGUCCUGCCGAGAAUGGAACGGUUGCUCUUGGCCAAAAUUAUAGGUGCUAUAUUUGUGAGAGACUGUAUCCUCGCUCUCACAUGGAAUGGUUAUCCACAAGUCCAGAGGGAAUGAAUUCACAUGCUAUGCAUUUUCCAUGUUUACGUGGAAUGGCACGUACAUCAGAAAAUGCUUGCAUGGAUAGUCAUGGCAGAGUGUUAGCUUGUAGUCAUUGCGUGAAUCAUCUUGCCCAACAGUGGGAAAGCAUGGAUGCUGAACGAGUUCCUUUAGAACAUCGCAGGUAUGAUAUUCCUAGUCCACAUCCAAAUGGCGAUGUGAAUCGAUCAAUCGCCACCCCACCGAGUUCUAAUUCAGAUCGAACGUUUGGUAGUAACCCAGGCACAUCGAGCAGUUCUAUAUAUUGUUUCUUAUGUGGCUUGCAUAGUGAUUUGACUCUCGCAAGAGUGUUGUAUGGUCGCCCUCAGGGCCGUAAUGCACCGUUUUUCCCUGAAUUACUGCGCCAUCAGUCUCCGCCAAACGCUGAACAACUUAGAGAAGAUGGUUCUGCGUUAGUAUGCACAUUCUGUUACCAUUCUUUGUUGGCGCAAUGGCGUCGAUACGAAUCUCUUCCCAGUGGUCAACAAGUAAAUGCUGCAGAGAGGCAAUAUAAUACGCAUGAUUAUUGCUGUUACGUUUGUGGUAUCACAACGUACAGAAAGCGAGUCAGAGCACUGCUCGUAAAGGAUUUUCCUUUCUUGAGGUAUCACAGACAGCCUGAAAAGAGCCUUUUAUUGGAAAACGGUGAUUUCGCAGUGGUCUGUUUGGAUUGUUACGAAACAUUGCGCACUCAAAGCCUUGAAUACGAACGAUGGGGCUUGCCCGUUGAAAAACGCGAAUAUAAUUGGAUAGUGCAACCUCCGCCACCAGAGGAUAGUCCUGAUGCGGCUGUCGCGAGAUUGCCAUCCGGAGAAAGGUCUGAGAAGGUGGUUCCAUCGACUUUAACGGUUAAACCUGCACGAAAAAACUGUUCCCCGAAAGCACCGGAUAAAAAAGUUCCGGCAAAGGUUCCAGAAAAAGAACAAGGUCUUCAGCCUGCCAGCACCAAAGCGCAACCUACCACGAUCAGCAAAUCUCAUAGACCCAGUUCUGGCGUGUUACCUCAGGGUCAUACCCCUGGUCCUGGUCCAGGUGGCCAACAAAAUAGCAGAAGUUUUGCCGCCGCUCUGAGAAACCUGGCUAAACAGGCAGGGCCGGCACCUCAGGAAGAAGAACCUCGCGCGAGUCCCAAAAAUCGAGCCCCACCUCCUCUGGUUAGAGGUCCUUCGCCUGCCAAGGAACGAUCCACGCACGAGAGAAGACCAGAAGAAAUUCCCUCGUUAUACACGACUGCGAGACCCGCGGAUACCAGCAAACAUAGCGUGACUGCCGCCGCUUCCGAAUUGUUGGCCCGAUCCGGUUUUCAACCGUACCGGCCUGAGCAUCAUCCGGCCCACGCUCCACCGGCUUUCGCUCUCGAUCCCGCGGCCUACAAUCCUUAUCACCACGGUCUCUACCCACCGCCACACCUUCAACACGCUUAUAGAUUAGAAGAACAGUUGUAUUUGGAACGGUGUGGAAUGCUGAGACCGCCAUUAUUUCCUGGGUUACCUUCGUAUCCUCUGUACGGACUAAGAUAUAGUCCGGACAUGUUACCGCCCGCAUCCCUCGGACUCAUGUCUCCCGUGAUGCACGAGAGACUGAAACUGGAGGAGGAGCAUCGGCUGAGGCAAGCACGGGAACAAGCCGCGCUGCGCGAGGAGGAGGAGAGGAGAAGAGCGGCACGAAAUUCCGCUCCUGCCGCCCCGGUACCCGCGCCUGCACCUGCAUCCGCCGAUACUGCAGCUAGGAAGCCGACCAUAGCGGCUCAGAUGCAUAGCGAGCGGGAGCGAGAACGCGAGAACAGAGAUCGUCCAAGCGGGAGCAGUAGCGGCGGAGGCGGAGGCGGAAGUGGCGGUGGUGGCAAUAGCAGCAGCACGGGCACCAACAGCGGGAGCAACGCGGGUAACGCUAACGUUGGAUCCGUCGGUAACAGUCACCAUCGCGUCGAGUCGAGGAAAGAAGAGCAACAGUCUUCGGUUCCUCCUCCUCCUCCUCCGACAGUAGCACCACCACCGCCUCCACCACCACCGCCGCCACCACCACCGCCACCACCAUCGUCGGAUCCAACGGCAACGGCGAACAUCUAUCACUCUCGUUUGCCACCGUUUCCAAAUCCACCGGCUCCCAUUGGACCGGCAUCGUUGGCCACGGCUACCAUCUGCUCCGUCAGCACCGCGGCCAUGCCCCCUCUACCCCCCUUGAACCUUGGACCUCCGCCACCGAUAAGUUCCGCGCCUAUCGGCGGCCCUCCACCCAUCCCCUCUAUACCCUCUAUGUCAUCGUUGACACCAGCGGUAAUAGGUCCGCCGCCCCCACCAUCCCUCGCCAUGCCCUUGGCGCCUAUCAUCUCCAUACCUUCCCUCCAUUUACCCUCCGUACCCUCAACUACCAUUCAUUCUAGUCAGCACACAGCUACGAUAAUGAGCAGCGCGACGACUACGGUCACGACUUCUAUAUACCAUCAGCAACAACCGCAACAACAACAACAACAACAGGUGCAACAGUCGCCACAAGUGCCGCCAUUACCACCACCACCGCCACCACCGCCGCUACCACCACCAGCAUCAUCGUCGCAACAAUCGCAUCAACGCGGUAAUAAUAUGAGCUCAGCUGGUACAACAACGAGCAACAACGGUUUGUCGAGCAGCGGCACCAUGACAAGCCACGGAACACACGUUGUAACGACACCCACCUCGGUUCCCUCGACUAUGAACAGCGCGAACCAUAUGACCACCUUGACCCACAAAUCGCCAUCGCCGUUGUCUCACGGUAUUCAUAGCUCGAGAAACAAAGACAACGGCGCAACCGCGACCAGCACGACGGCGAACGCCUCCAACACGAGCGCCAGCAGUAACAACAGUAACAGCAUCAUCAUCACCACCACUACCAUCACUACCACCGCGAUUACUAUGGUCACCAGCACGAGCACGUUGGCUACAACUCAACCGGCUUUUGUCAGACCUUUCGAGGAUUCCUUUCGCUCCUCGUCGAAGCCCCAGCAAAGGAUUAUCGUGAACAGUCACAAUCACAGCAUAUCGAGUCAACUUUCUUCUUACCAAGAAUCGUCGAUAAAAUCGGCCUCUACAACGACCACGUCCCAAACAAUCGGGGGACAAUUGUGUUACGACAACGCUGUCGUCGAUAACGCGAAAAACGCGAAUUCUCAGCAAUCCCUGUCACAUCCGAUCCCCUAUCCUCCUCAACAGUUUCAUCAUCCCCAUAUACCCGUCUCGCACGUAGCCAAUUUGUACAAACCGGCCCAUUUUUCUUCGUCGUCGUCAUCAUCGCAGCCUCAUCAAGUCCACUCGCAGCCAAAGAUUAACGUAUCGUCGACCACGUUGACUACUAACAGCGGUGGUAAUAGCGCGAGUAGCAACAACAGCGCCCCUAUGGUCAGUAAUACGAAACAAAGCGUGGUGCAUCAUGGGAACGAAAGUAAUCAAACUACGGUGACAACGUCGGGCCAGCGGAACGAAAUCUCGUCGUCGUUGUCGUCGUCGUCAUCGUCUUCAUCGUCAUCGUCGUCAUCGUCGUCGUCGUCAUCUUCGUCGCCCCCUUCGACCACGUCCAAUCUCGUUAAUUGCGUUUCCAGCGAGAAAAUGGGUGGAAACGCGAGUUACAACAAUAUCGUGGCCGGGAAUGGGAACAAAAUCGCGAAUCACGCGAAUUCGCAUCAUAAAACCGGCAUCUCGGAUACGUCGACGAGGGAGAGCGGCAAGUUAGUUAACUCGUGUAACGAGAAGAUGGAGAAUCACGGGAAGCAAACGGCGGCGAGCCAUCAGAAUCACGUGGGAAAGAAUUCGGUUGUUCAAGAGAAACCGUUGAUCGUCACCCACUCGACGUACGAGCAACAAGGGAAAGGCCCGCCCCCUACUUUCCAACCAACGAACGUCAACUUCAAUCUCGCCGAGAAGGAGAUGAAACCUGAAUCAGAGUCUAAGAGCGAUCAGAACAACCUGUUGUCCACAUUAUCGUUUCAACCGAAUUUUAAGUUCAGCAUAAACGACAUCGCGCAGAAGCCUAUAGAUACGAGCCAGUUGAUGCAGAGCAUCAAGUCUGAGGAAGUUUUGCGUACCUGUCAGAACGUGUCCAAUGUUCUCCUACAGAUACCAAAAUACCAAGAGAAACUGUUGAAUUUCUCUAACGAGCUGAAAACCGCAUUUUGUUUCACCGACAAGUGCAAUAAUUUGACUGAGAUUUCCGUGAAGUGCGAACCGGCGGUGUUAAAUGUGCCUGACUUGAGCAAGGCUCUGGUCAAACAAGAGAUAACCAGCGAAAAGUCUUUUCUUGUACCUGAGAAGCCGAAAGAGUUGACGUCCUCGUUGGAUCUUGCCGAAAGGAGAAGGAAAAGGAAACGGGAGAGGAAUACAGGUCUUGCAUGUAGUUCGGAUUCGGAAGGCGAGGAUGAAACGAAGGAUGUGGAUCUUUGGAUCAUCAAAGGUCCACCGGCAAAAUUACAGUAUUCUGAGAAGAAACUCGCAUUCCUCGCCAUGUUCGGUCUAACCACUUUAAGUAUGAGGAACGAAAUAGAGCUUUGUAAAGUGGAGAAGAGGUACAGGUUAAAUCCAGAUCCACCGGAAGUACCUUUGGAGACGGAACAAGUGGUAGAAUCUGUAUUACCAAUACCGCGGGAACAUCCGGACGUAUUACUCCAUACACCAGAUUUCGAGCCGAAAGUUGGUUUUCUCAGGACUAUAGGCCUUGAUAUAAUGCCUCCGAACAGGAGAGAUGAGGCAGAAGUAACGUGGCAAUACGUUCUGCAAGAUCGUAAGAAACGGAAAUGUUCCAAUUCCGUGACUGCGUAUUGCGAAAGAAUUGCCAGGGCGUAUUCGAAGAAUCCACCAACAUUGCCUAAACCGCCGCAAAAGAUGAGGCUUUUGGAUAGAGUAAAAGUGAAACAAAUUCCAGAACGACCACCGCCUCUACCACCUUUGGUUCCAAACAUUAUCUCGAUGGGUUAUCCCUCUUUGCCUAUGCCCGGUGAAAAUGGGGUGAAACAACAUUGCAAGAUUAUGGAUAUGAAGAUCAUGGAUGAGAACAUGGAUGUAGAUUACGUGGAUGGAAAGAAAGAAAGACCUAAAUGGACUGGCAUCGAGGAUAUCAUCCUUGCUUAUAGCGAAUAUUCCAAAGAAAAAGCAUUGGAAAAGAAAAUUUUGACGAGCGAAACAUCAAAAUUGGUAGCACAAUCGAACAACUUACGUUCCGAGACCAUUCAUCUAGAGCGAAGGAUAUACGAACUUUUAUCCGCGAGAACAGCUCUUGAUUCGGAAAGGCGAAUGUUGAGCGAGAAAAUCGAAAGGAUUAACGCACUUGUUAGGAACCUUAGGUAGCGAUGCGUAACGCACAACACGGAAACUCAUUCAUCUGUGAUAUUAUCGAAGGGUUAAGGGUCGUUAGCAUACCAAUACCAAAUAUAAAAUCUUACAAUUAUAUUUAGACAAGCGAAAAUUCGAUGAAACAAUUUUAUUGACCAAUUGUUAAGCAACCUUUCGGUUUUAAUGACCAAAUGGAUACCACGAAAUGAUGUUAUACAUAUAAUGCAGAAUAUAAAAUUGCAAUAGCAACGGAUUGAUACUACGAUCGGUCGUGAAGCACACCUUUAUAUUUCGUAAAUGAUCCUCAUAUCAACACAACGUAUGAGACGAGUGUGUAAGAAGAUUAUAAAAAUUAUAUCUAAAUAUACAUGCACUUCUUAGUUCACGACUGAAGUAGUUAAUAAAGAUUUUAUAGUUUUAACUAACGGCUCUUAGACUCUAAACUAUAAAUAAUUGUAAUUUGUAUCAUAAUAUUUUAAUGAAAAAUAGACAAAUCGUAUAACUUAUUUUAUUCUGCGUAAUGUGGACUCUAUGUCAGAUAAUAACUUGAAACAAUAUGAUAUGUCAUGAAUUUGUAUAUGAAUCGAUCGUUAAUAUUAUCUGGUGUAAAAGAGAGGGGACAACUAAUCGCGACGUUGAAUCGGUUUAUUGAUAAUCGAAAAGUUACUCCAAUAUAUAGACUGUAACUUUCUUUUUCAUUUUGCAUCCUAAAUGGGAAUAGUGUACGUGAACUCUGUGUUAACAAAAAUUUUAAAAUACAUUCAAACUACGAAACCACAGAUUGCGAUUACAAUAAAUUUGAAUGCAAAAAAAAAAAAAAAGGUCAAAACUAUAGAACCGUAAUGAUUACUUUUAACUUAAAAAAUGUUUCGAGAUAGAAACAUCUCUAGUCUACGGACAUUCGUAGAAUACAGGAAAAUCACAUCUGAUUCCAAGAGAUCAGAAUAGUGAUCGAUCUUUCCUUUCGAUGUCCACUGUUCACAAUAAUGAACGCAAAGGCCAGUGAAUUAACAAGAGAAAUUAAUGUAACAACUGCAGUGAGGUACUUACGUAGCUAAAGUGACUUAAUUUAAAUUUUAAUUUAAAACGUGAGACAUCGCGCGAGCACAUUCCACAUAAAAACAUGCUUGUUACCCGACCUUCAACAUUCCAAGUUCGAACAGUAAUCAGAUCGCAAACAAUAUUAAAAAGCGAAUAAAAUUCGUUUCGUUGCAAAA
Apis laboriosa (Himalayan honeybee) is the source of this 8693-nucleotide messenger RNA. RefSeq lists its product as uncharacterized. Bases 454 to 7491 code for a protein of 2345 amino acids. The record is from RefSeq and is a predicted model, not a curated record. The transcript has 15 exons. NCBI's taxonomy places the organism in Eukaryota, Metazoa, Arthropoda, Insecta, Hymenoptera, Apidae.